Hydra vulgaris (swiftwater hydra) is the source of this 2079-nucleotide messenger RNA. Its product is annotated as probable ATP-dependent RNA helicase DDX41. Gene Ontology annotation, molecular function: zinc ion binding; ATP binding; RNA binding. Lineage: Eukaryota; Metazoa; Cnidaria; Hydrozoa; Anthoathecata; Hydridae. Gene Ontology annotation, biological process: mRNA splicing, via spliceosome; protein desumoylation; proteolysis. Gene Ontology annotation, cellular component: spliceosomal complex; nucleus. The record is from RefSeq and is a predicted model, not a curated record.
GUUUUUAUGAUAUGCAUAUUAAUAUUUAUCUAUAAUUGGCAGUUCAGAAUACAACCGGUAAUACUAGAUGUAAUAAAUGUUUAUGUUUGGGAUGAUAUAUGUUUGUUAGUUUUAAAGGACUUCUAACCCGAUGAAAUAAUGAAAAGGUAUCGUAGAGAAAAGGAAUCUUCUGAAUCAGAUCUUGAAAAAGAGGUAGAAGAUUACGUACCAUACGUACCAAUUAAAGAAAGAAAAAAACAAGCUCUUGCUAAGUACAAGAAAGCAGAAAAAGUUAAAGAAAUAGAAAAAGAGAGCGACGACGAAGGAAAAAAAGACCAGGAGAUUGAAAUAAAGAAAAAUGCUGUUAGUUUACUUGACCAGCAUCAUGUUCUUAAAGAGCAGGCGGAGUUGAUCAAAGAAACUGAAAUUGAAAAACGUUUAAAAGAAGAACAAAAAAUUUUAGAAAGUAUUGCAGAGCAUAAAGCGUUAAUGGCAGCCACAGAGCUUGCUCAUGGAAUUACAUACACAGAUCCUAUAAAAACGUCUUGGGUUCCUCCUCGUUAUGUUUUGAAUUAUUCAGAAGAAAGACACGCACAAACACGAAAAAGAUAUUGUAUAUUAGUUGAGGGACACAAUGUACCUCCUCCUUUAAAGCGUUUUAAAGAUAUGAAGUUUCCGAGAUCUAUUUUGCAAUGUUUAAAACGGAAAGAUAUAAAAAGUCCUACGCCAAUUCAAAUGCAAGGCUUGCCAACUGUGUUAUCUGGUCGUGAUAUGAUAGGAAUAGCAUUUACAGGGUCGGGAAAAACACUGGUUUUCACUCUUCCAAUUGUUAUGUUUUGCGUAGAGCAAGAGAAGGUGUUACCGUUUAGAAAAGGUGAAGGACCUUACGGUUUGUUAAUAGCUCCAUCUCGGGAGUUAGCAAAACAGACAUAUGAUAUAAUUCUAGAAUUCUCUGAAUCUUUGCGUAUGGACGGUGCUCCGACGCUUAAAAUUCUUCUUUGUAUUGGCGGAACAUCGGUAAAAGAUCAAGCGGAAAAUAUAAAACACGGUGUUCACAUUGUUGUAGCAACUCCAGGUCGUCUUAUGGAUUUGCUAAAUAAAAAGCUUAUAACGUUGGAUGUGUGUAGAUUUUUGUGUUUGGAUGAAGCUGAUCGCAUGAUUGAUAUGGGCUUUGAAGACGAUGUUCGAACUAUAUUUUCUUAUUUUAAAGGACAGCGACAAACGCUUUUAUUUAGCGCUACAAUGCCAAAAAAAAUACAGAACUUUGCCCGAAGUGCACUUGUACAACCUGUUACCGUUAAUGUUGGUCGAGCAGGAGCAGCAAGUUUAGAUAUUAUUCAGGAAGUUGAGUACGUUAAACAAGAAGAGAAAAUUUUAUUCUUACUUAAAUGUUUACAGAAAACUGCACCUCCUGUACUUAUUUUUGCUGAAAAAAAGUCUGAUGUUGAUGAUAUACAUGAAUAUUUACUACUUAAAGGUGUAGAAGCUGUAGCUAUACACGGUGAUAAAGCUCAAGAAGAACGUCAUCGCUCGGUUACUCAAUUUCGUGAACGGAAGAAAGACGUCUUAGUUGCUACCGACGUAGCAUCUAAAGGACUUGAUUUUCCGAAUAUUCAACACGUGAUCAAUUAUGACAUGCCAGACGAUAUUGAAAACUAUGUUCAUCGUAUCGGAAGAACCGGUCGAUCUGGAAAAACUGGCUAUGCCACAACUUUCAUAAACAAGAACUGCGAGGAAUCCGUCUUAAUGGAUUUGAAACACCUUCUUAUCGAAGCUAAGCAGAAAGUACCGUUAUGUUUAGCGGAAAUGGAAUCGAAGGAUCCAUAUUUAAAUCUUGGGGACACUCAAGGUUGUUCUUAUUGUGGGGGUCUUGGUCAUCGUAUAACAGAAUGUCCGAAACUGGAAGCAAUGCAGACGAAGCAAGCGGUAAAUAUUGGCAAAAAUGGAUAUCUUGCAAGCAACGCCGCUGACUAUUAAAUAAUACAUAAAUUAAAAGAAUCUUUUAAGUUAUCUGUUUUAAUGUCUCUCUUUGUUUUUCUCAUGAAAUACAAGUAUUGUAAAAUUAUUAUUUAGGCUUAAAAUCACUUUUUAUUAAUAUAA